Camponotus floridanus (Florida carpenter ant) is the source of this 978-nucleotide messenger RNA. RefSeq names its product THAP domain-containing protein 4-like. Lineage: Eukaryota; Metazoa; Arthropoda; Insecta; Hymenoptera; Formicidae. The transcript has 2 exons. Bases 134 to 628 code for a protein of 164 amino acids. The record is from RefSeq and is a predicted model, not a curated record.
UAAAAUUUUGAAAUUCUUAAAUAUAAAUUGAAAUUUGCUCAAACACCUUGUUCAUCACUUAUUCUACAUAUAUUUAUACUAUAUCUGGAAUUAAAUAGAGCAAAUUAGGAUAGUAAGCAAAUUAUAUGAUAAUAUGGAACGUUCACCAUUACCCAAAGUAUUAGAACCAUUAGCGUGGCUUGAAGGAACAUGGCGAACAGACUGUGGUAGUGGCAACUACCCAACUAUUAAAGAAUUCAAAUAUUACGAGGAAAUAAGUUUUACAUAUAUAGGACAACCCAUGUUCAAUUAUACUGCUCGAAGCUACUCUAUCUCGGAACCAAAAAAACCAAUGGCUCAAUCAACAGGUUUCUUGAAGGUGGAUCCAAAAACUAAUAAAAUAUUUCUUAUCUUGGCACACAAUUUUGGUUUAACAAGUAUCGAAGAGGGUGAAAUAAUUAACAAUGUUGUUUGCUUAGACAGUAUUGAUAUAUUAAGAAUGAAAGGAGCAAAACCACCACAAGUAACACAGAUGCGCAGGAUAUUCAAACUCGAUGAUAAUAAUUUAGAGCAUGUGUUUUAUAUGGCAACAUCAAAUACUCCAGAACUGACUGAACAUUUGCGAGCAAAAUAUGUAAAAGUAAACUAAAAGGAGAAAAUAUGAAGGAAAAAUGAACUUUUAAAUGUGCAUAUUAAAUGUGCAUUAUAAUUUCCACUAUUUAUUAUUGCAAUUUUUUAUAUAAGUAUUAUGAAUGAAUAAAAUCUUAGAACAAUAGGUAAAACGCAUGCCAACCAUUUUUGGGCAUUAAUUUUCUCUGCAUCAGUGAUAUCUGUGCGCAUAUUACGUGAUAUGAAUCUAUUAUGUAUUCGUGUUUCAACAUUAUCUACCAUUCAGAUCCCUUGAAAUUACCAGAAAAAAUAUUGUUUACGCUAUUACAUAAUAACUUCAUAAUACACGAAGUAUGUGUCAUUUUACCAUCAACAAUAAUUUCUGUUGCG